Molecule: messenger RNA, 8886 nt
Organism: Musca domestica (house fly)
Lineage: Eukaryota; Metazoa; Arthropoda; Insecta; Diptera; Muscidae
Product: death-associated protein kinase related
Exons: 6
Coding region: 1012-3999 (995 amino acids)
Biological process (GO): positive regulation of apoptotic process; intracellular signal transduction; protein phosphorylation
Cellular component (GO): nucleus
Molecular function (GO): protein serine/threonine kinase activity; ATP binding
Source: RefSeq, a predicted model, not a curated record
UUUAAUAAAAUACCUUUAAUAAUUCCUUAACAUGUACUCCCCUCUCUUCCUCUCCACCAAGAGAGGAGAUUAAUUCUACGUGAAAUUAUAAUUUUACUGUUGAGUAGUGUUGUGUAUUUUGUGGUGCUCUGACUGUGUGUAAGUUCGUUCGUGUUUGUGUGUCUGUCUGUCGGUUUGUCUCCCUUGCAAUGUUCUUCUCCCGUGUCAUUACUACGACUCACGACUCCCUUUGUAUUGUGUGGUGCACCUAUCUCUUUCCAACCUUUUGUGUUAAUGAUACACAACAUGAUUUACCAUUCAAACGACAACGGCAGCAACAACAAUUAUAGUGCAAAGUGUAGUGGAGAAAAACAAGACACCACCAACAAAAACAACAACAUAACUACAAUAAUUUGAAAUAACAGCAGCCAGCAAGCAAGCAACAACUUACAAACACAUAAGUAGAAAAGUAAAUAGAAGAAGUGUGAAGAAGUAGUAGGCAAAAAAAAACUCAAGAAGAAGAACCACAAACACCGAAAAAUGAAAGAAUAAACGAAAAUAAAAUCAAGAAAGCAGCAACAAGAAGUGGACAAAUGUCAAAUUGAAAGAAAAAUACCCAUACUCUAACUUGAUUUCCUUGUUCUCUUCCUCGGAAUAAAAGAAGACAGUAGCAGCUGUUCUCAUAAGAGUGCAAUUUUGUUGGGUUAAUAAUGGUGUUGUUGUUUGUUUGCUUUAUUUUUGGCAAAUGCAGGCUCUGUUGUGCAAAAAUGCCCUGAAAGUGUGUGAAAGGAAUCCAAAAAGCAAUUAAAAAUUCCCUUAAAAAUCGUUGUUAUUUUAAUAUCCAAAAAAUAUAUUGUUGCGAAAGCUAAUCCUUUCCCGCCUCCCUGCUUAAAACGCAUUUCCCCCCAAAUAAAUUUAUUGUGACAACAACAACAACAACGAUAAAAACCAUAAAGUGCUACUUUUAAAAUUCCCACAAAAAAAUAGUUUCCCCAAACAAAAAGUGAGCAAAGCAAAUAAAGUGAACAAAACAUGUUUUCGGAAGGCAUAUUUCCCAUUGGCGAUGGUCUUUUAGACAUCGAUGAGGAGCGGCUCAAAGGUUUGCUGGUUCCCGAGGAUAUCAACGAAAUUUAUGAUGUUGAACAAACUCCAUUUGCCAGAGGCAAAUUUGCCGCUGUUCGCCGGGCGAUACACAAAAACUCUGGAGUUCAUUUUGCAGCGAAAUUUCUGAAACGGCGAAGACGUGCCCAAUCGUCCGAUAAAGAAAUCAAACAUGAAAUAGCCGUGCUCAUGCUGUGUAAUGAUGCCGAUAAUAUUGUCAAAUUAAAUGCUGUGCAUGAAUCACGUUCGGAUACAGCGCUUUUAUUAGAUUUAGCGACUGGCGGUGAACUACAAACAUUUCUGGACAACGAAGAGUGUCUGAACGAGGGCCAGGCACGCAUUUGCAUGCGUGAAGUACUUAAAGCAUUACAAUUUUUGCACAAACGAUCCAUUGUUCAUUUAGAUUUAAAACCACAAAAUAUACUUUUAAGCGGAGAACGUAUUGAAGAUGGUCUAAAAUUGUGUGAUUUUGGCAUUUCACGCGUUGUUACCGAGGGUACCAAUGUACGUGAAAUUGUCGGCACCCCCGAUUAUGUGGCCCCCGAAGUCCUACAGUAUGAACCCUUAUCCCUGGCCACCGACAUUUGGUCGGUGGGUGUUCUAACCUAUGUCCUGUUGACGGGUUUUUCACCGUUUGGCGGUGAAACCAAACAGGAAACCUUCCUUAAUAUAUCACAAUGUGCACUAACAUUUCCGGAUAAAUUAUUUGGAGGCGUCUCAUCGGCAGCCAUUGAUUUUAUGCGCAAAGCAUUGCGAAUAAAGCCAGGAGAUCGCAUGACUGCUGCAGGAUGUCUCGAACACAUUUGGCUUAAAGACGAAUGUAGCAUCGAUAGACAUAUUUUCAAUACUAAACUCAGCAAUAAGCAGCAAUUGGAACACGACGAUGAGGAAGAUGACGAAGUUGACGAUGAGGAGUUGGAUAGCGAUGAUCAUGCCGUAGCUGUCGAAGAAGAAGACAUCAUUGACAAUGUGUCAGCAGAGGAGCAGGAGCAGCAGCAGCAGCAAGUAGAUUUAGCCCACAAGAGCAUUGUUGAGGAUCAUCAUGAGGUAGUACAUGAAGAAAUUGGAAAUGUUAAAGAUAAACCCCAGGCAAUAAGUGUAGACAAUUCCGAAGAAGAAGAGGAAGUUGAUGAUGAUGAUGAUUUAUUGAACAACAGCAACACCACCACCACCACCACCAACACCAACACUAAUACCACCACUUAUCAGAAAUACAACAACACAAAUGGCCAUAGCAAUGGUUACACUACUUCAUCUAGCACAAUCAACUCAAGCACCUCCAACACCAAUGGCCAUGCCAGGAAUCAUUUAAAUGGUCAUCACAUCAAUGGUCAUGCAAAUGGCCUAACCAAUGGCCAUGCGUCCUCUUCAAAUGGUUUUGGCAAAAUUUCCGAUGACAAGACCUCAUCCCAGCUAGGCACAAAUGGCACAAUGUCAUCCUUUCUAAAGUCUCCCAAAUCGUUGGGCACAGCCACAGCCACAACAAAGACCACGGCGGUCCAUAAUGUGCCAGCAGCAACAAAAGCCAUUACCAUACCCCUAAGCAGUGUACAACAACACCAACAUUUUACAUCGUCAACAAUGUCAACAACACCGCCGCCGGACCAACAACAGUUUCUUCACAUACCAGCCAGACGCCAAUCGUCCGAUUCCAAUAAAGAAAACACCUUUCUGACCACCAAGAAAAUUUCACCCUCUACCAAUGGCAUUAGCAGCGGCAGCAGCGUAGGCGGCGUCGGUGGCAUUAAGAAACCCCAUUUAACAGUAAAACAACAGUCCAAUACCACAACCACAGCAACAAUUCUCAUCAAUCCCACAGCAAUGGGCAAUUCCUCUUCUAUGAUACCCUCUAAUAUUGUGGCCACCAUAACUUUACCCUCCCAUGCUUCCAUAGCAUGUCAGAAUUCCUCCACAUCCGCUUCCCUAAGUGUUGUUAGUCCAAAUACAGCUGCAACCACAACAGCAGCAACUACUAAUGGCACCACCAACAAUCAUAAUUCUUUUUUCCCAGAUGCUCCUACUACACCCAAAGUUAUACGCAAGGCACCAAAUUCGGACACAUCUCCCACCUCGGUUAAGGCUUUAGUGAAGAAAUUCCAAUUGGAGGGUGGCGAACAGCCCAUGAACCCACCAGAAUUUGCCACGAACGGUAGCAGCGGCGGCCUUAAGCCAACGGCCAUUGCUACGACGAACCACACCACAACGAUGAAAACAAACGAAACGAAAACGAAAUUCAUCAAUGGCAGACCAUCGUUGCAGAAUCCUCCGACACAGCAUUCAACGGCCAUUACCAUCAACAAUGCUUUGAGACGAGCCUCCGAGCCCAUAACGGCCAUACACAGCGUUAAGAAGUUGGGCAGUACAACAACAACAACAUCGGCUGGCCCUGUUUCUAUACCGCCACCGCUAUUGGCCAGCAGUAAUAAUUUAAAAACACAGUGUGUUUAUUGUAAUUCCUGUAAUGCAAUAACAAAUGCGGCUGGCAUUACAACAAUAACGGCAAACAAUGGAUGCAGGCAUCCCUCGUCCAAUGCAGGAGUAGGAGCAGCAGUAGCUGCAACAGUGACAACAAAUGCGGUACACAAGAACGGUGUUGCCUCGCCCUUUAGCCACAGUACCAAAUCAUUGAUCAAUGGAGGCGGCAGCAGCAGCAGCAAUGGUAGUCUUACCAGUUCCAGUAGCAAUGCCACCAACACCUCAACAACAUCAUCAAAUGCUUUACUAUUCAAUGGUGGUGGUUCCAACAGCAGCAACAACAACAACACCUCGUCCUCUCACCACUCCCAUCAUCAUCCGGGCCACCACCACCAUCACUCGCAUCACCAUCCGCCCCAUCAUCAUCUGCACCAUCACGGUGUGGUGAAGAGUGCUGGCGCUGCCACAAAUGGUUUGAGUCUAGAUCAGGGUAUUAUCUGUUAGCUAAGGGCCUCUAGGGCGCGAAGGAAUGCCAAAAGUUUCUUUCAUCGUUUCUUGUGUUGCAUGUAGUAUAGGGAGAACAAAACGAGCAUUAAUAAAAACCAUAAAAAUAGUAAUAUUAGUAGUUAUACGCAUUACUAUAGAAAUUAUUUAACGAAAAGAAAAAAGUAUUUUAGUUACUUUUUAUGUUGUACAGAUGGUGGCGGUGUAGCCUAUGAAGAAUUUGUUUAGAGUGAUUGGCCAGCAAAGAAAAAAUAGGGAGUUUUCUAUUUAAUUUAGCAGAAAUAAUGAGAGAAGAAUGUGUAUUUGUAUUGUGGAGUAAGAAACGUAAUGAUGAAAGUUUGACAUUUGUCAUUCACUUUGUUUGGGUUAAGCCUUUUCUUAAUUUACAAUUUUUGUAAUCAUCCCUCUUCGUACGGCUGAUACUGAAAUUAAAGUGGUGAUGAUGUGAAAAAUUUGGGGAUUUAUUAGCCAGUAUUUUAAAGUAGAGGGAAAUCAAAUUAGUUUUUUUACCUAAAAAUUGGGUAAAUCAGAAACCUUGCGGUUGACAGCAAAUUGGGGGGAGUUUUAAACCUGUCCAGCAUAUUAUGUGGAAACAUUUUAUUGAGGGAAAAUUUCAUUCUUUAAUAUCCUUUAUUAGGGAGGGAAAAGUUAAAUAAAAUCCAAAAUAGUUACCCAUGAAAAACAAAAUGAAAAAUAUUGGAAGAUUCAAAUGAGCUAAAACAAUACAAAUGAAAUGAAUACACAUCGAAGAUAUCAAUAUGUUAUGAGCAGCAUAUAAUUUAUAAACUGAAAAUAUAUGUACUACUAAAUUCCGGCAGAGAUUCAAAUUCUUCCCAUUCAAUUAAAACAAUAUCAUAUAUAUUUGAAAUCAGUUUUUUAUAUAUAUUCCAAGAGACCCAAUCUUCAUUUUAUGCAAAUGUAAAUUGAAUUCUAGACAUGAUACAAAUUAAAUGAACACACAUCGAACCAAUAUCAACAUGUAAUGAAGAGCACAUAAUUAUAAAUUGGAAGUAAUUGGAUGCCUAGUAGAAAUUCAAAACCUUCCCAUUUAGUUAUACAAAUAUUUUAUAUUUAAAAUCCAUGUUUUUUAUCAUUCCCAAAGACCCCAUUUCUAUUUUACGAAAAUGUAAUUUUGAGUUAUCUUUCUUGAUUGGACCCCCUAGCAUGAAAAUACUAUUUUAAAAUCAAUAAUACCCUCUUCGAAGUUAGAGUAUUCAAUUUGAUAUGUUCACUUCAAAAAUGUUAUGCUAAAGAUAAGUUUUACCUCGUACCAUUCUUGUAAGAAUCCUUUUGUGUCUGAUUGAAAAAUGUAGUGCCAAUAUUUAAAUCCUACAAAACUAUGUGAUGGGGGUAUUAUAAGUUCAAAAAAGUUUGUAGCACCCGAAAUAUUAGUUCAAGAUCCACGAUAUCACAUAUUGAUCUUCUAUUAUAUCCGUUCGUUUGUCCAUCUGUCCAUGUAAAUUUGUAAUCACGCUACAGGCAUAAUUAUCGUCCUUCCAUCGCGGCAUCUUCCAUAUUUAGGGAAUGUAACGGACCAAAAACUUAAAAAAUUCCUAGUCUUGCAGUAGCUGUACAGAUCACAAUUUAAGACCAAUCAUCACGCUAUUUCGCAUAAGGCUAGAGUUUAGGACAGUGCAGAAGUCUUGCAUUUUGGAUGACCAUCGGAUAAAAUUUAGCGGGUAAAGUAGAGCACAACUUUUGUGUGCAAUUGUCUUAAAGAAUACCUAUUACUACAACAGAGAACAUAAAUAAAGGGCAAAUGCCACCGGUUUGAUCUGUAUGGUACCAUUAAAAAAACUACAAAAAUUGAUUUAGGUCCAAAUGGGCUUUCCAACAUAUUUUAAAUCAAUUCUAAUUAUAUAUCUAAUGUUCUUGAUUUUCACACUGCCCGUGACGUAAACAUUCCGAAUUUCUCAAAAUAAUCUAUAUAUUAUAAAACCGAAUCCUAGGGCCCAUUUCCUCAACAACUUUUAUUUUGAAUUAAAAUUUUAAUUUGAAUCCAUUUUUAAAUCUGCCAAGUAUAGCGAUUUUAGGCUAUUUUGAAAACUUAUUAUUUCUUUCUAAAUCAAAGUUGAAUCUAUUUUGAAAAUAUAAACUAUUAUUUUAAAUAAAGUCUCUUAAAAUUUCAUAUCGUACUGUUCAUCACAUCUGUUACCAUAAGCCAUUGGAGCCUCUUGCUUCAAAAUGAAGUUAUUCAAAUUGUUUGAGACACAUCCGAUUUCUACGUUCGUGACAGUAAAAUGGUUUUUUAUUUCCUCAGAAUAUAUAUUCCAGACAUAAUCCAAAAAUAGGUGGGAGUCCUCCGAAAUGCUCAGUUUUUAGACAUAUAUCUUAGGCAUACACUCAUUUAAAGAAGUUGGUUUUUUAAUAUUUACUCAAAAUAUAUAUUUCCAGACAUUGAACUUAGGCAGGACUUCUUUUCAAUCAAACAUGUGCAAAGGGAUGCGAAAUAGAGAUAUGCAAGUUGUACUGCAAAAAAUUUGAGAUCCGUAUAGGGCAAAUGAUUCUCUUCAAAAAAAAUCAAAAAAUACAGGGUAUAUCAAAAAAAUGCGUAAAAUGUAAUUCGAAAUAAAAAAGCAGAUUUCUGAAAAUGGUUAGUUUUUAUGAUAGUUGUACCCCAAUGGUGUUCUGUUCAUGGAAUUUUGAAUUUAUAUUAAAUUUGGAAUUUAGCUAAUUUAAAGAAAGGAAAAAUUACCUUGAACUUGGCCAGGACUUCUUUUCAGGCAAACAUUUUCAAAAGGAUGAGAUUUGAGAUAUAGCCAAACAUGUUGUAUAAUUAAAUUGAUUGUGUGUUUAAAUUUGAUUUCAAUUACUGCGUAAAAUUAUUUACUUAAACAAUAUUGAUAUACAUAUUGAACUCCAUCGAUUUGAGAUGUGUAUAGGGCAAAGGAUAAUCUUCAAUAAAAAUUCAAAUAAUAUUGGGUAUACCAAACAUAAUUUUCCAAAAAGGAAUUUGGAAAUAAAAAAGCAGCUUUCAAAAAAAUUUUAGUUGGUGUGGCAUUAGUGCCCCAAGAUAUGUCCUGUUCAUGGCAUUUUAAAAUUAAAUUCGGAAUUUAGCUGAUAUAAAGAAAGGGCAAAAUAACUUGAGCUUGGGCAGAACCUAUUUUUAGGCAAACAUUUUCUAAGGAUGAAAUUUGAUAGCAUGGUCAAAUAUGGCGUUAGAUUGGAUUGAAUGUGUGUACAAAUUUGAUUCCAAUUGGUAAAAUAUGUACUUAAAAUAAAGACAAGCAUGUUGAGCUCCAUCGAAAAAUUCCAAUGUAAUUCAAAAGCAACUCUCCCAAAAUAUUUAGUUAUUGAAACAUUAGUACCCCAAGAUGUUCUGUUCAAGACAUUUUGAAUUCAAAUAAAAUUCAAAGUUUAGCUACAUAACAAACUUUAGCUGGUUAACUAAAGUAUAUACAAAAGAAAUAUAUAAGAAAAAUCCCCACUUACUUCCAAUACAAAUUACACUUCUCAAAUGAAAAAAAAAAAUAAAUAUCCCCAGGGCCAAAUUUUAAGAUCAUUUCUAAACAAAUUUCUGCUCAUACAUAAAACAAAUGGUAAUGAAAAAGAAAAACAAAAACCCUCUAAACAAGUUUUAGUUUAAAGUGUAAAAUAAUUAAAAUGAAUUAGUUAUUGAGAUAAUACAAGAAAGAAAAAACAACAAAGGAAUACAAGCAAAGAAGAAAGAAAACCAGUAUGUACUUUAAAAUACUUUCUAUCUCUCUCCUACCCCUGAUUGCAUCCCACCAACAUCGUCCCACAAAUUCCUUUCAUAUUUAAAUAACAUAUCAAUCUAAAAAACAAAACAACAAUUUUAAUGUUUUAUUAUCCCACUUUCCUUGUGAUCACAAUUUCCCCAAAUUAAUCCCCCAUCCAAAUUUCCUAAAGGUCUCUUAUUUGUGUGAUUUCAUCUAUAUUUUUUUAAUUAUAAUUAUAAAAUUAGUUUCAUUCUCUUCUAUAUAUUUUCAAUGUUUAAUGCAUAAUUAAUUUUCGUCUUUUUUAAGCUUAUCAAACAAAAAGAUUUACUAUAUAUUUUUGUCUUUAUUUUUUUUUUUAAAUAUUAAAAAAUAUUAUUAUUUUGCUUUGGAGUAUGAUAAUUCUUUAUUUCAUUUAAACAAAAAUACCCUCCAUUUUUUUAAAUAUUGCUAUUUUUAAAAAAAAUAAGUUUAUAUGUUGUACUGCUUAUGUUUUGUCAUGCAUUUGUUCAAUCGACAUAUGUCUACAAAGUAUUCCAAGUGGAGAACGACGGAAACUUUAUUAACAUUAUUUUGGGAAUUCUUAAUAAAAAAAAAUAAAUAUCGGAAGAAACAAAAAAUGGAAACUAUGCUGUUACUAAAAUUAAAAAAAAAAACAAUUAAAUUAAUGAGAAAAAAAAAUAAAUAAAAACAAAAAUCCACCCUAAAAGGAACAAAAUAAAAAUCCAACAGUUUGAAACUGUUUCAGUAUCUCAUUGCGAGACUGGGUGAAAAGUGAAAAAUCUUAAUAAAAAAUCUACGAUUUAUUUAAUUAAUGUAUUUUUUGUUUUUAAUUUUUAGCUAAUGUUAAAAUAAUUCAAAUUAAAAAAAAAUGAAAAGUUGUUUAAAAUGUUAAAAAAAUUGUCAUGAAAAAAAACUAUAUUAUAUAUGCCUACUAUAUAUACAUUAAUUAAUUUAUAAAUAUUAAAAUAAUUAAAACAACAACAACAAAAAGAGAAAUGAAAAGAAAAGAAAUUAUAGUUUUUAGUAAUCCCAAUUAUUUUUUUUUUCCAUUUAAGUAAUAUCCCAACAUACACUAAUUAUUAAUUAAUUAAUAUAAUUAUAAUUAUUAUUAUUUUGCUGAAUGCUGAAGUUUUUAAAGAAAACGUUAUACAAAAAUUUAAACUGAAGAGAACUUAAUAAAAAUUUAUUAAACAAAAAAACCUACAAA